AUGUGGCUCACACAAUUAUUGUGGGAUUCAAGUGUGAUGGUGACAGUGAGUGGUUCUCGUACUGAAGUGGGAAGUGUCGAGUCCGGAAGGACAGACGGGAGUGAGCCGCGGACGCGUGAUGCUGGCGAGUUCGGGGUCCAAUUACUGAAGGAAGUGAAGCUGAAUAUGCUGGAUUUCGUUACCGUGGUGAACCGUCGGUGGAGGUCGAUUAAGGACGCUGCUCAUUCAUCGUGGCCAGACCCAGGGAAAUCGGAUGAAAUCCGAGCACUGACGACUGAUGUUCAUGAAUCUCGACAAGAUCUCAAUCGCGAAAUCCAGGACGUCGUGCAGUGGAUGAGGACCUACUCGUCUUCGUCUGUACCACUUGCAGCACCGAAUAUUCGGCUUCCACAAUUCGAAUCCGGCAGCAAUGAGUUGCCGCAGCUCUUGAGAGGGAUCAAAUUGUUCAUGCGGCAGCUUGUGGUGGUCGUGCGGCGUUAUCGUCGGUCUCUUUGUGCUGCCAGAGACUAA
Molecule: messenger RNA, 510 nt
Organism: Phytophthora sojae
Lineage: Eukaryota; Oomycota; Peronosporomycetes; Peronosporales; Peronosporaceae
Exons: 1
Coding region: 1-510 (169 amino acids)
Source: RefSeq, a predicted model, not a curated record